Messenger RNA from Vespa crabro (European hornet), 2848 nucleotides. RefSeq names its product protein ROP (gene Rop). NCBI's taxonomy places the organism in Eukaryota, Metazoa, Arthropoda, Insecta, Hymenoptera, Vespidae. Bases 51 to 1805 code for a protein of 584 amino acids. The record is from RefSeq and is a predicted model, not a curated record. Gene Ontology annotation, molecular function: syntaxin binding. Gene Ontology annotation, cellular component: plasma membrane; secretory granule. Gene Ontology annotation, biological process: vesicle-mediated transport; intracellular protein transport; neurotransmitter secretion. The transcript has 11 exons.
UAUACCAAAGCACCAUCUGACGGAGAAAGAUAUUAACAGUACUAUCCAAAAUGGCGCUCAAGGGACAGGUUGGUCAAAAAAUUAUGAACGAGGUGAUCAAGCAGAAAAAGAAAGCAGCAGGAGGAGUAGAAUGGAGGAUCCUUGUCGUGGAUCAGUUGGCGAUGAGAAUGGUCUCGGCAUGUUGUAAGAUGCAUGAUAUCAGUGCCCAAGGGAUUACCCUGGUCGAAGAUAUCAACAAGAAACGUGAACCUUUGCCAACGAUGGAGGCUAUUUAUUUGAUAACACCGUGCAAUUCAUCCGUGCAGAAAUUGAUUGAAGAUUUCAACAACCCGACUAGAACGACCUACAAAGUCGCUCACGUUUAUUUUACCGAAGUCUGCCCGGAGGAGCUGUUCAAUGAACUCUGCAAGUCUCUCGCCGCUAAAAAGAUCAAAACCCUCAAAGAGAUCAACAUCGCUUUCCUGCCAUAUGAGUCGCAGGUAUUCUCUUUGGACUCACGUGAAACCUUUGCCUGUUUCUACAAUCCAUCCUUCUUAAAUUUGAGAACUGCCAAUAUGGAAAGAAUUGCAGAACAAAUUGCCACUCUUUGUGCAACGCUUGGUGAAUAUCCGUCCGUUAGAUAUCGAAGUGACUUUGAUCGGAACGUUGAAUUGGCACAAAUGGUUCAACAAAAAUUAGACGCUUAUAAAGCGGAUGAACCCACUAUGGGAGAAGGACCAGAAAAGGCUCGCUCUCAAUUACUUAUCCUAGAUAGAGGUUUUGACUGUGUUUCUCCCUUGUUACAUGAAUUAACACUACAGGCUAUGGCAUACGAUUUGUUGGAUAUUGACAAUGAUGUUUACAGAUUUGAAGCAUCUGCUGGCGUAGAAAAAGAAGUUCUUUUAGAUGAGAAUGAUGAUUUAUGGGUUGAAUUAAGGCAUCAACACAUUGCUGUAGUCUCUCAAAACGUUACCAAAAAUUUGAAGAAAUUCACCGAAUCUAAGAGAAUGCCACAGGGUGAUAAACAAAGUAUGCGAGAUCUUUCACAAAUGAUUAAAAAGAUGCCACAGUAUCAAAAAGAAUUAAGUAAAUAUGCUACGCAUCUUCAAUUAGCAGAAGAUUGUAUGAAGCGUUACCAAGGAAAUGUGGAUAAACUUUGUAAAGUGGAACAAGAUUUAGCUAUGGGUACGGAUGCUGAAGGUGAACGUAUAAAAGAUCACAUGAGAAAUAUAACUCCAAUUUUGCUAGAUCAAAAUGUAGAUCAUUUAGACAAAUUACGUAUCAUUGCAUUGUAUGUCAUUAGUAAAAAUGGUAUAAACGAAGAAAAUCUUAAUCGUCUAGUUAAUCAUGCUCAAAUAUCUGCAGAUGAUAAACAAACUAUCGUUAACAUAGCGAAUCUUGGCAUUAACGUGGUAGUGGAUGGUAAUCGCAAAAAAUUAUACACAGUUCAACGAAAAGAAAGGAUCACAGAACAAACAUAUCAAAUGAGUCGAUGGACACCAGUAAUAAAAGAUAUUAUGGAAGACUCUAUAGAAGACAAAUUAGAAUCUAAACAUUUCCCUUUCUUAGCUGGACGUGCAGCUAGUUCGGGAUAUCAUGCACCUGCCAGUGUUAGAUACGGUCACUGGCAUAAAGACAAAGGACAACAAACCAUCAAGAAUGUCCCACGUUUAAUCGUAUUCAUUGUUGGUGGUGUUUGUUUUUCGGAAAUACGAUGCGCUUAUGAAGUAACAAAUGCUUUGAAAAAUUGGGAAGUUAUUAUCGGUUCAUCGCAUAUAAUUACACCGAAAUCAUUUCUAAACGACCUGAGUAAACUUCACGUCUAAACAAUUCCAUAACCGAUAAUGCAAAACACUUUCUGCAUUCCUGACCUGUCGUCACUGUCUAUUUUGACUCUUCAUCAGUACUACCAAACAUGAAUCUGUAACUUGUGAUCUCUUUGAGGACAAAUUAUUAAUUAAAAAAGAAAGAAAGAAAGAAAGAGAAAAAAAAAAUAGAAAAAAAAAACAAAGCAAAAAAAGAAAUACACGGUCAAUUCCGUAGAUAAAAGUUCGUUUCAAAGUCCGUUUAGAAACGGAUCGCUAAAAAUGAUUAUGCUAUAAAAAUAGAUUAUUUAUUACUUUAUUAUUGUCUAAUAAUAUUAUCUACAAUAAGUACUCUUAUAGUACUGUAAAUUAAAGAAGGAGUAUUCUGAAUGGAGGUAUCACCUGGAAUCAAGUGCCUGCGUGAAGAUUAAUAAUAUGGGAUCACGUAAAGCAUGUUGGCAAUACUGAUGUAUAAAUGUAUAAUGGUACCUUAUUGUUAGAAAUAUGUGCGUGAAUGAUUUAGCGCAGUGUUAGAAGCAAGUAAUUCGUAUAAUUAUAUAAAAGAAAAGAAAAGAAAACAAAAACAAAACAAAAAAAAAAGAAAAAAAAAAUCGUUCAUCCGUUGUUAACAAGAAAGAGGAAUUAAACAGAAAAUGAUUCUAUGUGUUUUAGAAAAGACUCGUGAUAUAUACGUAUAUAAUGCACGCGCUUGGUCUUAUCGAAUUAAUCUCUAUUGAUGGUCAUUUAAAUAUCAUUAAGAAAAAAAAAAAAAAAAAAAAAGUAAAAUCCCUUUAACGAGAAAUUACGGAUAAUAAUCAUUUGAAUGUUUGCGUGACAAAACAAAAAAAAAAAAAAAAGAAGAAAAAAGCCACGCAUUUUUAAUUAGUAUUAUUAUAUACACGAUGACAUAGAUAGUUCAUUAAUCAAGCGUAUUCCGAUAAUGAAAACGUUCAUCGUUCUCUCUAUAAAUUAAGAUGUUGCAGUAUCUGUAAUUUAUGUUUCUUUUGCUUAAGGUCUAUACGAUAAAAGAAAUAAGAAAAGAAAAUAUAUAAAGAACAAACAAA